UUCCGAUACACUUGUACAUGCAUGGUUUGACUUCCAUUUGACUUGUAUAGAUUGUUAGCUUAUUAAUAGUGUACUAAUGUGCUUUAGUUUGUUUGAUACAGGUUCAAUGGCUCCGGAUGGAGAUGCUCCUAAAGAAAACUCACAAGAAAACUCACAAGAAAGAGAUGCUCAAGAAAGAGAUGCCACAGAUACAAAUGCUCCACCUGAUACUGAAGCAAAAGAAGUUGCACGAGGCAUCACCAUUAUGAAGGGAAUCGUUCGACAUAGAGACCAAGGAUUAGUAUACCGUUUGGAUUGGAAUUCUGAUAAACAAGCAAUUGGUCCUAAUUCUGCAAAGUUGACAAGCUAUAUUGGUACACUUGUUCGUAUGCAUAUUCCGGUCUCCACAGCUAAAUGGAAUCUGAAAAGCGAAGAGUUGGAUGCGAAAAAAAAAGCGAUUUGGGACGAGCUUCAGAGGACUUUUGAGAUACCAGAUGAUCGUAGACGCUACAUACUUAGUUUGGCCGGCAAAAGAUAUAGAGGGUGGAAAGCUUUUUUGACAAACACCUAUCUUAAGGAUAAAGAUGGAAACUUUCUUGAAGAGGCACCGGGACGGCCAAAAAAGUAUGAGAUCUUCAUUGGUGAAAAAGAUUGGACUGAGUUUGUAAAUCAAAGAGAUGAAGAUUUUCGGAAAAGGAGUGCCACGAAUAGCGCGAGAGCAUCCAAACCCGCGUAUCCAUACAAAAAAGGGCGUAUGGGAUAUGCACGCUUAGAGGAUAAACUUUUAGAGGAGACUAAAAGUGAGGAAACCUCACUUCCUGUACAUGUGUUGUGGAGGGAAGCUCGUGUGGGCAAGAAUCAAGCUGUCGAUCCCGAAGUUCAGAGAGUUUUUACUGAAUGUGAGACCUUGUCGCAAUCGGCAUCCACCGAUGAGGGGAGCGUACUUAGUAGAGCACUAGAUGCUCCUGAGUAUCCCGGUCGGGUGAGGGGUAAGGGUCAUGGUGUGACUCCAACCUCUUUUUACAAGAGUCCUAGGAGAAGAAAUCCUACCAAUGAAGAAGUGUUGCAAAAGUUGCAGGAAUUGCAAGCACAAGUCUCUGAAUUGCAAAGAGAUAAAGAGAUGUAUAUGAGAGAAAAGUGCAACACUUCAUCGGUGAAAGAAACUAGUGAUAAGGCUAGUAUCAACUAUCAAAGGAAAUUUCCCGAGGGCAUUUCAUCUUGCCAACUAUACUUAUCGGAACCGAAUUAUCGACUAGUUGGCAAGGGAAAAGUGCACAACACUUUGGGAGAUUUACUUCACCAUAGACCGCUCCCGGAUGGACACCUGAAAGUGAUGGGUUUUUGUUGGCGGAAGUGUGUUGGUAAAAAAGAAGGCCUAGAACUUUCUUGUUCUCGGAGUUUUGAUCAUUCUUUACAUGAUUGA
Molecule: messenger RNA, 1402 nt
Organism: Vicia villosa (hairy vetch)
Lineage: Eukaryota; Viridiplantae; Streptophyta; Magnoliopsida; Fabales; Fabaceae
Exons: 6
Coding region: 77-1402 (441 amino acids)
Source: RefSeq, a predicted model, not a curated record